Messenger RNA from Thelazia callipaeda (thelaziosis nematode), 3749 nucleotides. The record is from the annotation of a GenBank genome assembly. Lineage: Eukaryota; Metazoa; Nematoda; Chromadorea; Rhabditida; Thelaziidae.
AUGGAAAGUGGAGAAGAAGCUUCACGUGAUGAUAAAUUACUUGUUACAAACGUUAAACUUUGCGUAGAAGCAACGUGUAGUGAUGGUUCAGGUUUGAUAGAACAAACUUGCCCAGCGUUAUUACUUACAUCUCAAAAAGCGAUUCCAAAAGUGGUUAAGCAUAUUUACAGUCAUUUAGCAGCAUAUUCUCGGCACAUAGAUGAAGGUGUUCCUGACCUAAUCAUUUCUUUGAUUUCUGGUGAAAAUCUGAUCGAAUUACAAAAACAAAAGCAGAUUGAAAAUGCAUUAUUGCAAAUUAUUGCAAAUUGUAAUUCAUGGCUUGUAAUAUCAGGUGAAGCUGGAGAUCCAUUAUCUCGAGCUGCAGCUAAUGCUGUGCAUGCUAUGCAGUUAUCGAAUGAAAAUAGUAUGGAAACUCUCUUGUUGGCAGUAAAUGAUACAAAAUGUAUAAUAAAUGAUCAACAAACUUAUCGUAUACCAAUGAUUAAUACUAAAUUUAAUACAUUGAUGAUAUUAUCAAUGCAAGAACUGUUAUCAGCUAAAAGUUUAGCUUUAUUUAAAGCGUUAAUUACAGUAAAACUUUCAACACCACCUCCUGCACUACUGAUCGGAAUACCUCAAAGUAUUAGUAAUAAUCGAACAGCAUCACAAACAGUCUUGUUACCUCCCAGUGAACAAGAAAAUUUACCAGUACCUGUUGCAUUGUUCUCUGGUAGCGAUUUAUCAUCACUCGCUGAACUUCGAGCACAUUUGCAGUGUGGCAUAUCAGUGAUUGUUUUACAAGAUGGAAGCGAGCUUUGUGCGAUAUUAAACAUUUCAUGGCUGCUAUAUCGCAGCUCGUCGUUUCACUUCGAGAGUUGGCUUGACUGGUUGGAUUCUGAACUACGAAGUUUGCAACCGAAUAGUUUGUUGCAUGGAAAUGAACUUCUAGAAGAAGCUAAGGAGAAUAUUAUUACUUCAUUUGCUGUUGGCUGUGCUGAAAUACCUUUACUUUCGUUUAUACUCUUUGAACAAGUGCUCUGUCUACCAGAACAUUUAUUAAAGUUGUGCAUGCAGAAUGCCAUCGAUGCAAAUGACAUCCAUCGCCUACUGCAAAUUGCUAUCAAACUUAAUGUUCCAACAAUUAUUUCUUCUACCGAUCUCAAUAAACUUAAUACAAAUAUGAAUUUAAUUGACCUUUUUGAAGAAGCGUUACUAACAGAUCAACAAUUGAUAACUUUAGCAGCUAUAUUAGAACAAAAUAUUUCUUGGAAAGUAUCACUAAAUCUGUUAACAAAAUUGAUGCGUUGCGCUCCUGAUCAAAUAUUCUUCAAUACAGUAAUCACAUGUGAUUGUCUUGGAAGAAAAUCCCCAGUACUUGAAAUCGAUUCUAAUUUUAUCGAAGAAAUGGAUGAAUUUUUGGUUUCACUGUCAGGAGGAUUUGAAUAUCUACUGCCCAUUUCAUAUUUUCAACAUUUUUUGACAAAUACAAAUCAAACACUUCAAAUAUUGGCUAUUUGGUCAGUAAUGCUAAAUCGUUUAGAAUUAGCAAAAUGCCUCUGUGCAUAUUCCACUCAUCCAUUAUCUUUAGCAAUUAUUCUUGCUAAAAUUUGUCGCGCACUUGCAGAUAAGCUAAAUGAUCGUCUUUUGUACAAGGACGAUUUGUAUACAGUUGCACAAUGGUUUAGCGAUCAUGCCGAGGGGAUAUUAGACUUGGCUUAUACUGAAUCACCACGUAGCACUUAUCAAUCGCUGUGUAUACCCCUAGAUUUCUUGAAUGGUUUGACUUUGGCAGAACUUGCCUUACAAACAAGCAACAAAAAAUUUAUAGCUCAUCGCUGUUGCCAAAAAUGGAUUCGUCGACUUUUGUACGGUAAAUUACAGGUAAUUUAUUCCAAAACAUCUAUAUUUUUACCUAACUGGCUUAAGAUUCUGCUCGCAUCAGUAUUAAUAUUUCCAAUAUACUGGUGGAUGAAAUACUGCGUACCAGAACGUUAUUCCCUGGAUCAAAAUUCAAAUUUGAGUCCCACAGCAGCACUUCUACAAUUCCAUGGACAAGAAAGCAUGAAACGGAAGUAUUCUGCACGUAGCUUCAUGUCAAAUAAAAGUAUCGCAUCAGCAGUUGUGCGUGAUGAACGAUCGCUAGGUGAAACAUCGACUAGUUCAUGUUUACUUGUUGAAGGCCAGCAGUCUGCUGAAGGAAUUGUCUUAGAGGAAAUCGAUGCUACUGCUUUAGUCUCCAGAAGCAAAGAACGAAGACAAACCCCGCGACAUACCGGAAUAUCUAUUGGAAUAUUUUAUUCUACACCAAUUGUUAAAUAUUGGCUUUCACUUGUCUUUCGACUUCUACACAUUGCUUUAUUCGCCUAUGCAAUCUCUCUACCAGGUUGUGGUUCUUUCAUUAUGGAUGCCUUAAUAUGGCUGUGGACUUUUUUAUCACUGCUUGAAUCAGUUUGGGUAUUUUCCAAUCGGAUCCAGCGAACACUGCUAUAUCAACUUCGCUGGUACUUUAUCAAUAUCAUUGUGAUAACGUUGCAUUUACUUAUCAUACUUGUGCUGAAAAUAGUUUCGCUAACAGUUUCCGUCAGUUCUAUGCCAUUUAGUAUUCAUUUUGUAAUUCGAAUUUGGUCAGCAUUUCUUUUUAUAUAUUUGUGUUAUUCAAAAUUGGUAGAAACAGAACACUGCAAAAAGUCAUAUAUCGGAGAUUACCAAAAUCGCAAUCAGUGCGUUGCUGUUGGCGGAUUUACGGAUUAUAAUUGCCCAAGCAGAAAUUGGAUCAGUUAUAUAGCCAUAUUAGAAUAUCUUAUUAUCCUUAAAUUGAUCUGUUGGCCUAUCAUAAUCGCACUUUUCGCUAAAACAGCUAAAGAAGUGGAUGAAGAAGUUGAUAAAAUUUGGAAAUAUCAACUUUAUUCAUUAACUGAAGACUUAAGGUUUCGUCCUCCAUUACCGCCACCAUUUACACCAAUUUUUUUCUUCGGUGCUUUAUGUUGUCGAUCAAAUCGCUAUUUGAUCAGUUCCUGGGAAAAUUUGUAUACAUGUGUUCCAUACGAUCAAACAAAUAUUCAAAAAUUAAUGAUUGAAGAAAAAUAUCGACCACAUAACAUAUUAAUAUCAUAUUACUGUCCACCGUUUUAUUGUAAGCCUAUUGAAGAAUUUGCAAGUGAUAUUCAGAAAUAUGCCGAUGCUUCAACACCUGAGAAUCUUUCGUUAUUACGAAGAUAUUGGAGACGUUGGCAACAAAACAAAAUGUUAGACCUUUUUGACAUACUCUUGCCACGUAUAGUCGAUUCCUCUGGUUUACCAUUGAAUCCUAAUGGCCGACAAGGUAUAGCCGGACGUGGUAAUCACCUAAAAUUUGGCGUAAAUUUGCUGAGCAUUUUGCUAGAGGGAAAUACAUUUCCCUCUCGAUGGCGUUUCAGUGCUGCACGUUGUGACGAAGAUUUUCAAGCACUUCUGCGCAGUCUUUUACUCACAGAUUCUGAAAUUCGUCAGUUUUGCAACCAAAGCUCGUUAAAUAUCGGUGAAACAAACAAUGACGUGGCUCACGUCAAGCGCGUAUCAGUCGUAGACUCACGCGAUACAGAUAAUGCAUGGGUAGAACACGAUAUUUGGGCAUUCCGUCUUAGAUCACAAAUACCUGAUCCAUUAUCGAUUCUACCAAGAACUUAUAACUGGCACAACGGUAGUUGCGCUGAGGAGAUUUUAUCAGAUCGAGAUCGAGAAUAUCUCAGUGCAGCAGUGGCCUGUUUCUGCAGUUCUCAUAAUGACUGAAU